Nilaparvata lugens (brown planthopper) is the source of this 3043-nucleotide messenger RNA. Its product is annotated as dynein intermediate chain 2, ciliary. The record is from RefSeq and is a predicted model, not a curated record. Gene Ontology annotation, molecular function: dynein light chain binding; dynein heavy chain binding. The transcript is spliced from 11 exons. Gene Ontology annotation, biological process: cilium movement; outer dynein arm assembly. NCBI's taxonomy places the organism in Eukaryota, Metazoa, Arthropoda, Insecta, Hemiptera, Delphacidae. Gene Ontology annotation, cellular component: outer dynein arm. Bases 671 to 2860 code for a protein of 729 amino acids.
ACAAUUAAUAAUUAAUAAUUUAUGUGAUAAAUGAAUUAAGACAAUGAAUUAGUGUGGCCAGAUUUAAAAUAGAUAAUGAAUAGAAUGAAUAAAGUAAUAAAUAAGCAUCUUUUAUACAUCAUAUUUUACUGCAGUAUUUUUUAUUAGGAUCUCUUAUUUACAAUAAUUGUAAUUAUUAGGUUGCUUAUUACCAAGAACUGAAUGAAGAGUCUUGUGGUGAGAAAUGAAAUCAAUACAAGUGAAUUUGAACUGAAAAAGUGACAAAAAUACAUCCAACCAAUGUACCUAGAAUAUUCUUGGUACAUUAUACUAAUUCCUACUAAUCAUCAUUUAACUUAUUCAUAAGGUUGAUUUUUGCCCAACUAAUUUUUUUAGAUUUACAAUAUAUUUUUUUUAUUGUCACUCUAAUGAAUAAUUAAAUUGACAAACCAUUCUAAAUAGAAAACAAAUUUUCUGUUUAUUUUUGCGAUUUUUACAAAUAGAUACUAGAUACUAGUAUGUUUGAUACUAGUAGUGUUUCUCUCUAAUAAUCACAGACUAGAAGAGUUCGCCUAGAAAAAGAAUGCUAGAAGGUUGCUAUGGGAGCCAAAUCAAUAAGGAUAAACGUUCUGUGAGAGAGCUAAAUUCUUACUAAUUACUGUGUAUUAAGUAACUAAGUUACUAAGCAGUUAUGCCAUUUUCACAACUGCAAAAGAAAUCUACUCUGAUGAGAUUCAAUAAUCCAACAAAAUUACGGGCCAUGGUCAAGCAUGGCAGUGUGUCAAAAAUAAAAGGGGAGACUGGAGAUCAAAACGACAAUGAAAAUGAAAUUCUAAUGAGAGGUAGAAAUCUCAUAAUACCAGAAGAUCAGCUAGAACUUCCAGAAAAGGAAUUGAGUGAAGAAUUAGCAAGGGUUCUAACUACUGUCAAUCACCAGAUACCAAAAAAUCUCAUAGAAUUCAGUUUUAGGGAGAGAUCGUUCAUUCCCAGUCCAACCACUCCACAUGACAUAACUCUGCUUCAAUAUGCUGGAACAUCUCUGCACAAAGAGUCGCCAGAGGCCCUUCUCCAACUUGAGGCUGAAUAUAUUGAAGGUGUAGAGCAUGGCUCAGAUGCCAGCAAAGCAGAGAAGAAAGAAGGAGGAGAAGAAGAGGGAGAAGGAGAAGAUGAUGAGGUGGAAGGAGAUGGAGACAACGAUGCCGAAGGAGACGCGGAAGCGGAAGUGGAUGCGGAUGCGGAUGGCGUGGAAGACGAAGAUGGAGAAGAAAAAGUCGAGGCGAAGGAAGAUAAGAAGGGUCCUCCGCAACGGGGAAAAGCCAAAAAACUAACAAAUCAGUUCAAUUUCUGCGAAAGAGCCACCCUCACUUAUAACAAUCCUUUCAGGGACCAAGCAGCACAAACCACACCCCCGCCCCAAGCAACUUUCUGCGACUACAUCAACCAAUGGAUAGUUUAUGACGCUUAUCAAGAAGACUACGAAAACCAACAGAACAUGAAAGAAAAAGAGAAAAGGGAGAAAAUGACAGCACAACCUAAAAAAGAAGAAGGAACUGGUAGAAAGAGAAUUGAUAAGCACACAGUUGACCCAACAACCUACAGAAUGUUUCAAGCGGCUAAAAUAUUGGAGAGAAUGAUCAAUCAAAAUACUUAUGAUGAGAUCGCUCAAGAUUACAGAUAUUGGGAGGAUCCUUCUGAUGAAUUCAGAGAGGCUGAAGGCACUCUCCUCCCACUUUGGAAGUUUUCCUAUGAAAAAACAAAGAAAUUGAAUGUGACUGAAAUCUGUUGGAAUCCUCAAUUCUAUGAUCUAUUUGGAGUCACAUUUGGAUCAUUUGACUUCAACAAACAAGUGAAUGAAGGAUACCUGUGUCUAUUCACAAUGAAGAAUCCGUCUUACCCCGAGUACAUAAAUAGCAUGGACUCGGGCAUGAUGUGCCUGGACUUUCACCCGGUGCACCCUUACCUGGUUGUGGUCGGGCUCUAUGACGGCACGGUCGCUGUAUUCAACGUUCAGUUGCUCACUAAAGAGAGACAGUACGAGAGCAAUUCGGUCAGCAACAAACAUGGAGGCAUCGUUUGGCAGGUUUGUUGGGGAAAAGACUUGGCAGACGGAGAAAUGCAUUUCUAUUCAGUCUCUUCUGAUGGCAAAGUGUACAAUUGGGUUUUGAUGCAGAAUGAGCUGGCACAAACUCUAGUCAUCACACUCUACUUGGAUAUGGAACAAAUACCAGGGCCUGAUGGGACUAUGGUCAGCAUAACAGGAUGUGGAACUGCAAUAGCAUUCCACCCAAAGGAACCACUGAUAUUUCUGGUGGGAACUGAAGAAGGAAAUAUUUACAAAUGUAGCACAGCCUAUGCUUCCAUCUACCUUUUCACAUAUGAGGCACAUCAUAUGCCAGUGCAUAGGAUAGACUUCAACAAAUUCGCACCAGAAAUUUUCAUUUCUUGCAGUUCUGAUUGGAGAGUGAAAAUCUGGGAGGAUGGACGAAGUGACCCACUGUUCAUGUUUGAUCUGGGAUGUUCUGUUGGUGACGUGAAAUGGGCUCCCUAUUCGAGUACAGUGUUUGCAGCAGUCACAGUUGACGGCAAAUGCCAUAUCUUCGAUCUAAACAUCAACAAGUAUAAAGCCAUAUGUGUGCAAAGCAUAGUCUCCAAGAAAAGAAACAAACUGACACGUCUAUCGUUCAACUAUAAGUUACCCAUCAUCAUGCUGGGAGAUAACAAAGGAUCCAUUACAACUGUGAAACUCUCACCAAAUCUUCGAAUCAAACCGAAACCGCCUAAGAAGCAACAAAUUAUUGAUGAGAGAACUUUGGAGAUUAUGAAGCUUGAGAAGCUAUUAGCACUCGUUCGAGAACCACAAAAAAAUUACAGCACCAGUUGAUGAGGAAAGCACCACUUCAUAAAGUGACACUAGAUUCCGAAAUAAAAUAAUAUAUUAAAACUAUGUUACUGGUUAUUGGAAAAAACCGAAAAGACGGUUGCGGUAGUUAUAAUUGUAAUUGGAUUUUUUAUGGAAUUUCAACAACAGAUUGGAAUAAAUCACCUACUUGAAAAUCGAUAUCUA